AUGAUCAAUUCAUCGGUCUCUUUGUUUGAAAUCCCUGAGGAUUUUUUCAUGGUGAUGUCAAAGCUCAAAGUCUUAAAUUUAAGUAAUAUGCAACGAUUGUCAUUGCCGUCUUCACUUGAUUUUUUGACAAACCUUCAAACAUUGUGUUUGGAUUAUAGUGAAAUUAAAGAUGUUGCUAUCAUUGGAACGCUAAGGAAACUAAAAGUCCUUAGUUUGCAAGGUUCUAAUAUUAAGGAGUUGCCUACAGAAAUGGGUCAAUUGACUCAGUUAAGGUUAUUGGAUUUAAGCAAUUGUGGGCAAUUAGAAUUUAUUGUGUCGAAUGUGAUAUCAAAACUAUCCCAGCUAGAAGAAUUGUAUAUAAAGGGAUGUUGUAUUCAGUGGAAGGUUGACGUACUCAAGGAGUUAAAGCACUUGUCUCAAUUGACCAGUUUAGAAAUAGAUAUUGAAGAUAACAAGAUGUUGCUUAAAGACUUCUUAUUCCAGAGAGCUUAA
Pistacia vera is the source of this 492-nucleotide messenger RNA. RefSeq names its product leucine-rich repeat-containing protein 57-like. Gene Ontology annotation, molecular function: protein binding. The transcript has a single exon. The record is from RefSeq and is a predicted model, not a curated record. Bases 1 to 492 code for a protein of 163 amino acids. NCBI's taxonomy places the organism in Eukaryota, Viridiplantae, Streptophyta, Magnoliopsida, Sapindales, Anacardiaceae.